AUGUCUACGCCCGGCAGAAACCUCCGGUUCGGGGCUUCACCUCGAAGUCAAGAUUCAGGACUUGGUUCGUCGACCGAACAGGCUCAUGUAGGGGGAAGAUCUGAUCGGUUGUUCACAGCUCAAGACUUCGACCAUCAACGGUUCAGUGUCCACGCCUUGCAAGAAGCUUUGGGUGCUUCCAAUGAGACCGUCGACAAGUACAAAAAGAAAUCUGCAGAGUUGGACAAAGAUUUGUCCACAGCCAGGAGAACUGUUCGUGAACAGGAGGCAACAAUACGAGGCCUCGUGACAGAGAAUAGCACUUUGAAGGACGACAAAGUCUUGUUGCAACAUCAACUCACAGAGCUGAGGAAUGAUUACGAUGAUCUGUCGCAAGAAAACUUCGAUCUGCGUCAACAGUCAUUGGGACCGGCCGAUUCUGACUACAUGAUGACAAGCGGAUCAGGAGAGUCUCUAAAUAACCUGGAGAGAUCUAGGAGCAAGAGGCACCACAGCAAGCACGGGAACAAAAACAUGACAGAUCGUUUGAAGGAGCGAAUCAACAAAGGCAACCCUGAAUCCGAAGCAUCUUCUUCGAAGUCCCGCAAGGAUCCUGAGAAGAAGAAAGAACAUCGUCGCAGUGAAAGCAAGACUCGCAGGUCCUACGAGGAGCCACCUGCAGACCGUCAGCUGAGAGACAAGACGAGGCCACCAGUAACCACAAGGGCUUAUGAAGGCAAUUACACCACAACCUCUGGAAUUGGGUCUCCUAUAUCGUCGCGACUGAGUUCAUCGAUCAUGGCACCCAGAUCAAGCCAAGCAACUACUUCUAUUUAUAAGCCCACUCAAACUACAGGUGACUACUUCCCUCAGCCUUUGUCGCCAGAAAAGCACCACAGCGAGCGUGGCAGACGUCACCACUAA
Messenger RNA from Truncatella angustata, 903 nucleotides. RefSeq lists its product as uncharacterized. NCBI's taxonomy places the organism in Eukaryota, Fungi, Ascomycota, Sordariomycetes, Amphisphaeriales, Sporocadaceae. The transcript has a single exon. The coding region runs from base 1 to 903 and encodes 300 amino acids. The record is from RefSeq and is a predicted model, not a curated record.